Molecule: messenger RNA, 746 nt
Organism: Zingiber officinale
Lineage: Eukaryota; Viridiplantae; Streptophyta; Magnoliopsida; Zingiberales; Zingiberaceae
Exons: 2
Coding region: 109-423 (104 amino acids)
Source: RefSeq, a predicted model, not a curated record
GUGUCCUUGUCAAUCGGCAACCCUUUUCCCUAGCUACUUAAAACCACGCAGUCAGAGAGAAAAGAUGCAAACCCCUCUGUUCCUCGAGCUGAUCUCCUCCUGGCCUCAAUGUCCAACUCAGAAGCGAUCGGCUUGCAGUCCGUCGACGGACGCUCGCCUGUCACCAAAGUUCAGCUCGUGUCGAGAAGCGUCUCCGAGGGCCUCUUGAUCAAGUUCCCGGACGCAUCGGAGUUCAAUUUUGACUACGAAACGAGCAGUCUGUGGUCGCCCCCGGUGCUGCGAUUCGUCAGCUCCUCCAAAGAGGAAAUGCUCCAAGAAAACAAGGCCCCUGCCGACGGCGGACAACGCCGAAAUGGAUUUCACAAGGUGCUCUGUUGCUUUCGAAGGAAAGAAAGCUGGCGGCAGCAUGAAGAGGGCCGCUGAGCUUGAGUACAUUGAUGUAUAGGUUUCCAAGAUUUGAUCAAUCGAGAGAGCUUAUAUUUUUCUCGAUCUUCUUUCUUGAGGUUUACACUUGGUACGUGAUUGUCGGUAUCACUAGACCAACAAGGAAAGAGCUCGAUUGAUUGAUUGGUUGAUCUCCAUCAUCUGCAUAUGCAUCUGCAUCUGUACCUGUCAGUCAGUGAUGAAUGAAGACAAAAGCAUGCAUACAAAACUUGGACGUUUUCAUUUAAGGAAAUAGAUAAACAUUCUGGUGGGGCUGAAGAACCUUGAUAGGCUUCUUCAUGCUUGGCACCGCAUUCAUUAGU